Messenger RNA from Peromyscus californicus insignis, 1005 nucleotides. RefSeq names its product tripartite motif-containing protein 43B-like. Bases 289 to 645 code for a protein of 118 amino acids. NCBI's taxonomy places the organism in Eukaryota, Metazoa, Chordata, Mammalia, Rodentia, Cricetidae. The record is from RefSeq and is a predicted model, not a curated record. The transcript has 3 exons. Gene Ontology annotation, molecular function: zinc ion binding.
UAUCUCUCUUUGACUGGACUCCUGGAGCUCUGCCUGGUGUUUGACUGUGCAUUUCUGCAUCUGCUUCCAUCAGUCACUGGAGAAAAGCUCUGUGAUGACAGUUGGGGUAUUCACCGAUCUGGUCACUGGGAAAAAUGGAGUCAGACAUCUCACAAGCCUUCCAGAAAAAACUGCUUCAUCUUCCUGAGCUGCCUGACAGACCCAGUCACCAUAAGCUGUGGCCACAGCUUCUGUCGAGCCUGCCUCCACCUUUCCUGGGAAGACACCCAACUUCCUGUCCAAUGCCCUAUGUGCAGGGAACCAUCCCAGAAGAAGGGCUUGAGAACCAACAUUGUUCUAAAGAAGCUUGUGUCCAUUACCAGAAAAGCCAGCCUAUUGAAGGACCUGAGCUCUGAGGAGCAUAAGUGUGUGACCCACGAGGAUCCUAAGAGGAUCUUCUGUGCUGAGAAUAGGACCUUCCUCUGUCAACUCUGCUCAAACUCCCAUGAGCACGGGGGACACAGACACUGUCCCAUUGAAGCAGCUGCUGAGGAUCAAAUGGACAGACUUAUAAAGCAAAUGGCAUCUUUAUGGGAGAAGAACCAAGAAAAUCCAGAGAAUAUAAAGACAGUUUUAAACUUUGUUAAUAUAUUAAUGGUCAUAUAGAGUACUAACUAAUUCUAGAAAAAAGGCUUCAAUUAGCUGCCUAUAUAUGUCUUUGUGUUCGAGUCUCUUAUCAGUUUUCUGCAGGAAAUCAUGGCCAGGCUUAACAUCAACUGAAGUCUCCAGGAAGAAGAUGGGGCCCCACAACAACAAUAGUUCCACAUGGACAAUAAUAAUAUCACUAAGCUGACAAACAUCAUCUACAGAUCAACUUUGGACUACAAAGUGCUCAGAGCAAUUUUAAGAGGGCUAGCUGAGAUGAUCCAGUUUCAAAGACUACUUGAAUAAGGACUUGAGAUAAACCCUGAACUUUGGCAUUAUGCACAGACUGGAUAACAAAGGAUAUAGCUACCUUUCCUAGAA